Messenger RNA from Protopolystoma xenopodis, 288 nucleotides. The record is from the annotation of a GenBank genome assembly. NCBI's taxonomy places the organism in Eukaryota, Metazoa, Platyhelminthes, Monogenea, Polystomatidea, Polystomatidae.
GUCAACCUGGGCAUAACGGUCCUACUCUCUUAUUCUGUUUUUAUGCUUCUUGUUGCCGACCUCAUGCCGCCGACGAGUGAUUUUGUGCCUCUCAUCGCUGGCAUUUGCACGAAUGAUCUUGUCCUUCGGUCUGGCCAGUCUAUGAUGUUGCCAAUUUUUGUUGGCCUCGUUGGACUAGCCAUCGCCCAGUCCUCACCUUCAGGAAGGUCAGGAUUGGCUCAGUAUGAAGACAUACACCCUCAUUUCACAGCCGCCAGACGCUCAAUCCGGAAUAGAAUGACCCUUUAG